Anopheles stephensi (Asian malaria mosquito) is the source of this 933-nucleotide messenger RNA. It is a transcript of the gene mRpL10, whose product is annotated as 39S ribosomal protein L10, mitochondrial. Gene Ontology annotation, molecular function: structural constituent of ribosome. Bases 99 to 869 code for a protein of 256 amino acids. The transcript has 2 exons. The record is from RefSeq and is a predicted model, not a curated record. Gene Ontology annotation, cellular component: mitochondrial large ribosomal subunit. NCBI's taxonomy places the organism in Eukaryota, Metazoa, Arthropoda, Insecta, Diptera, Culicidae. Gene Ontology annotation, biological process: translation.
CCGCCGCCCGAAGCACCCGUAGUUUGACAGCUGGAAGAAUGACAUUUCUGCCGACAUUGGAAUUGUUUUGAUUUAUCUGGAAGAAAAAUAGCCGCAACAUGUCGAACUUUGUUGUAAAUGGACUUUUGCAGUCGCGCAACCCGCUGCUCACAUUUCGCCGGUUCCGCGGAAAGAUCAACAUCCAGCGCCCGCGACCACCGCAUUACGAAAGAGCUCGCGUGCUCGAAAUCAUUAAACCGUACUACAAAAAGCCCGAAUUUAACGCUCCAUGCAUCGAAGCGGAACAGACGCUGAAAAGCAAAAGGGUGGACAACCCGUACGAAACAAUCAUUGCCCGGGAGGCCCGGAACUGGUUCGAGCACAGCCAGCUCGUAGCACUGCUGCACGUGAACUCGAUAAGACAGGAAGACAUGUUUAAGGUGCAGGUGGCACUCCAUCGACACAAUGUAUCGGUGAAGGUGUACGGUAAAUCAAUUAUGCGUAAAGCGGUCGCAGAUACGAGAUUCGAAGCGAUAAUGCCACUGUUCGAAGCAAAAACGGCGAUCCUAUUUAGCCCGGAAGCGGCAAAGAUAAAGCAGGUGUUGAGCGUGUUGAAGAAAACGCCCCAGCUCGUCCUAAUGGGUGGCAUAGUGGAAGGGAAACUUUUAAGUAAGAACGAGUUCACGGCUUACGCUACCAUGCCCGAUAUUACCACGGUACGGGCACAGUUUGCUGCGGUAUUGGAUAGUGCCGGGGGAAAGAUCGUCAGUGAUCUACAGUGUCACCAAAGCCAGCUAGUAAACAUGUUGGAUGCGUACGCUAAGAUCGAUUCGCGAACGGAAGAGACCGGCUCUGUUAGUGAUGCUGCUGGUGAAAAAGUGGACAGUUGAGUGGUGACGCAUUUUGGUGAGGAAAACUAAAUGGUAGCGCAUUAAAGGCAGUCAUGUAACAUAA